This is a messenger RNA of Solenopsis invicta (red fire ant), 4631 nucleotides long. RefSeq lists its product as uncharacterized. Bases 2232 to 3512 code for a protein of 426 amino acids. NCBI's taxonomy places the organism in Eukaryota, Metazoa, Arthropoda, Insecta, Hymenoptera, Formicidae. The record is from RefSeq and is a predicted model, not a curated record. Gene Ontology annotation, biological process: neuron-neuron synaptic transmission; clustering of voltage-gated calcium channels; neuromuscular synaptic transmission. Gene Ontology annotation, cellular component: presynaptic membrane. The transcript is spliced from 5 exons.
AACAAAUAAGUGAAUAAUUUAUUAACUAAAUUAUUUUCUGAAACUAUCCAUUGCAUCACAGAAAGUUACAACUAAUCUAAUUGAUAAUUUUCAUAUUUGGACACACAUAUACAUGUGUGUGGUGAGUCAGACUCAUUAUACAGUCUCAAUGGAUUAAUUUAUUGAGAGGUUUUUAAAAUCGCGAUAUGCGUGCGUGCGUGCGUGCAUGUGUGUGUGUGCGCGUGUGCGUGUGUGUGUGUGUUUAUGAGUAAAAGGCACGCAUACAUUAUAUAUUACAAAGCUUUUUUAGAAAAUAGUAGAUAUAAUUGCAAGUAUAGAGACAAAUAAUUUCAGGUAAACUUUGAUGGAGCAAAAUAUUUGAUAAUUCAUUUCAUUUUCGAUAUUUCUCUUCCGUAUGACACUUUUGACAUAGCAAUGAAUCUUCAUCUGACCCUGACGAGUUUCGCUGGGACGAAUUAGAGGACGAAGGUGACAAGAUGUUGUAACCCAAGCUUGAUUGACACACAAAAAGGAUCGUUGAUUAGCGACGAUUUUGGCUAAAGCGUCAAUGGCUAAAUAAAUGAAUAUACGUCAAUGGCUAAAUGAAUGCAGGAGGCAGGAAACAUUGCCCAGAAAAAUAUAACAUCAAGAUCUCUUUAGCUGCAUACUGAUCUCACGUUUGUCGCUCUUAACAACGUAUUACAAUACGUACAAUAAUUUGGCAUCGCAUCGUGUACGUGCUAUACGUCUGACUUAUCACAGAGUAUUUCUUGCAUAAUGCACACUGCAGUUUAGAAGAGAAAAAAAAGAAAUAAGAAAAAUACUACGUACAUACAUAAGAAACUUGUUCGUUGAGGUACAUACCUUCAAGGUGACGAAGGUCGCAACUUUUUUGAAAUGAAUCUAAAAUGAGUGAGAAAAAUGCAUGAAAGCGCACCGAAAGCUAAAAGAGAUUAUAAGUGGACGAUGAUAAUCGGAUUCGACAACGAUUCGAUCAGUUGAAAGCAGAGCGCACGCUGCUACCAAAUCGUCUUGGAAUCGGGUAUUCGCUAUUCGCGCGCGAGUAAACGCGCGUGGCUGUCAUCGGCUGCCACCGAUCAUUCUAAUCGGUGAUAGCACCACGAUACACGAUGGAACGAGGCGAUUAUAACGCAUACGCAUACGUAGGUGGGGAGAUGGUUGGCGUAGAAGAGAACGAGGGAGGCAAGGAGAGCAUAUGCCGCGCGCGCGAGCGACGACGUUGUUCGCGAUAAUGCGAUAGUGCUGGUCCGCGCGUUUAGCGGUUAGCGGUUAAUAAAAGAUAACGGUUGUACCGAAGACAAGUCAGUAGUCACCCUGACCGCUUCUCGACCACUUCCCGACCGCUUCCCGACCGAUCGAGUCGAUCGAGUUUGCUCGAUCGAGUUCGUCGGCCCUAAGCGCUCGCGGACGACGCACGUACGACGCGGAGGGUUGUUGGUCCAGAGACAGUAGAUGCGACGACACUCGAGCCAACUGCUCCUUCACAUCACUUUCAUUCUUUAUCUUCGAUAACCGAUUAACGAUCGGAGAUCAAGAUCGGAUUGCAAGAUCUACCGGAGAUUUGGAUAAUAUUGGAGGAGAGUCACGGACGGGAGUCACUUUUUUCAAUUCACCAGUGAAAGAAGAUGAGCGUCGACGAGCGUCGUUAACGAAUCGAAUUUACGCUAUCUCGCAGAGUGCCAAAAGAGUUUGCUUAAACUCGAUGAGGAAGUAUUACGACGACGUGUACGAGAGAAGGCAUGCCACUAUUCUUCCUAGAUAGAAGACUCAUUCGCGAUGUCACGACGACGGCGACGAUGACGACGAGGACGCGAGGACGAGAACGAGGACGUGGUGGACGUUGACGACGAAAGUUAAUCUCGACGAAUAGGAAGCGCGUAUUAAAUGAAAAUUAUAUCGAACUCGUAUAUACACAAUGCCCGAGAGAAUGCCGAGAGCAGAAACGAAACGUCGUACGCGCGUCGUACGUGCCUAAAUGCUUAGGGUCGUCGCCCGCGCGUUUCUUCAAGUUGACUUCAAGUCGCACUCGCUCGCUCGCUCGCUCGCUCGCUCGUUCGUUCGUUCGUUCGUUCGUUCGUUCGUUCGUUCGUUCGUUCGUUCGUUCGUUCGUUCGUUCGUUCGUUCGUUCGUUCGUUCGUUCGCUCGCUCUCGCGCGCUCGUCUUCCAGAAGGUAGAAAAUAUUCAUACGUCUAGAAACGAUAGUAAUUUCUCGAGGGUGCGAACGAUGCGUAAUGACGAGCGGCGGUGGCGGCGGCAGCGUGACUACUAAAUUCGAUUCGAAUUGGGUAAGAAUGGUUGAGCUGCGUGCGGCUGGUGCCAGGAUGACUGGCAGCCUAGACACCGGAUCGUCGAAUCGUCUGCACUAUGCCAUCUUGACGAUCCUCGAUACGAUAUUCUCCGCCCUCGUAGCCGCGCCGGCAGUGGUCGGUUACUGGCGCGGCACUUGGGAACUCAGCGAUUUCUACAUCUAUCCGGAUGAGCCGAUGCUGAGCAGUUUUGCUUCGAUCACGAUCGGCUUCACCGGUCUAUUUGCCUUUAAUGUCCUGCAGCACGGCCUGGACGAUAUUCUGCAUCCGGAUAAGCAUCGGCUGUCCUAUUAUCUCGGCUCGCGAUUCUACACCGGCGUGUUCGGCUUCUGCUGCGUCAACGCCUGGCGCGGUGCCUGGAAGGCCCUGGACGUCUAUACGGAGCUGACACCCAGUACCGUCUUUGCUACGACCAUCGUUAGUCUCCUCGCGCUUGGCAUUAUGCGUGCGGUUCGCAACGUAUCCGCGCCACCCUUCUCCCUCGUUCUCGACUCGUGUCCGGGUUAUUUUCAAGUGCAGACUAUGUUUCGCGUCAAUAAUACGAGGGACUGGUCGUUGUACUUACUGGAUUGCGCCUUCAGCGUCGGUGUGGUGGGUACGUUGGUUGUCUUCGUCUGGAGAGGAGUUUGGAUCUUGAUCGACAUUUACCUGUUUCCAGAAAACCCCGAGUAUUCUGCCGUUGGCUCACUGGCAAUUGGGUAUUUUAUAGUCGCCGUGACAUUUUGUCUACAACCAUUGAUGCGACAUAUCUGCGCGCGUCAACAGGGUCUCGUUCGCUUGAUGGUCGCGGACGUUUUUCUGUUUCUGAGCUUUCUGGGAACCGUGAACGUCUGGCGCGGUAUAUGGAACGCGCUCGACCUGUGGCUGCUGCCGGACAAUCUGGAAUUGUCCUGUUGGAUCACUCACGUUGGCUGCUUCAUUUUCCUCGUCCUUCUCAAUUGUAGCAACACCAUUCUAGUUCGUGGCGUUUACAUCGAUGCCGAGGAAGAGGAAGGACAGUGCGUUGUGUUUCCAUGUCACUAUCUUCGAUUAUUCUUUAAGAUCGAACGCGAGAAGAAGCAAGCGCGACAGCAGAAACUGUUGGUAGCCACUCAAGAUUUUAUCGGUCAUACCGAUGUAAAUGAGAAGGAUGGUGAAAACGGGACUCUUCUGCCAAAUAGUACCCCAGUAUCGAUUAUACCGGCGAACGUGGAUUCUCUUGCAUAGAUACGAUACGAGAAAUCGAUUUUGUUUUUCUAUAGAUGCGAGUGAGAGAUCCAGGUAAGAGAGAAAGAGAAAUAACUUAAUAUGUCGAGUGAAAAAAAAUGAGGCGCAUCGAAAACUCUAUUAACUCUUUUCAAAAUAAGAUUCUUUCGAUUCUUUCGAGAUCGAUUUUUGCCCAGUCUUUAAGUUUACGGUCUUUUCCGGAAAUGUAUGGUGGUAAUUGAAAUCGGGAUUUAGAGACUAUGACGAGAGCGCCCCAUUCGAUUGCGCUCUUACAUAGAUUAACAUUACGUGCCAAGUUUCGUGCCAUUAUCGCUCUUGAAUUCCUUUAUUGAACAUUUCAGUAUUAAAGAUCGAUAUAUGUUUUAUUACAAAUAAUUAGAUAUCGUUAGAUUUCUGUAUCGUUUUGUUUUCCACGCGCUAGGAAGUUGUCGCUCAUAUAAGAGCCGUAAUUAAGUAAUUGGCCUAAUUCAGUGCGAUCGAUAGCGAAGAUGAUAAAGGACCGAAAGAUCGAGUCCCGCUCUCUCGCCUCUCGUCUGGGGGGAGGCAGGGACUGAAUAGCGCAUACUUAAUACAUGGAAAAUCAAGGAUGUUACUCGCGCGUAAUUAUACGCGAGUGGCGCGAUUAAUCCAUCAAUUGUUGUAAAAGAGACAUUUUCGUUAAUAAUACACAGAGCAAAGGGAAAAAUACAAUCGGGGAAGACGUAUGGCUGUGAAUGAACGUACCAAGUGAAUGAUGUGUUUGCGACAAGACUCUGUACGUGACCACGGAAAAUUUAUUGCAAACUUUGCAAGGCAAAACAGUACGAUAAUACGCGAGAUAUAUAAAAGUGAUUUAUGUGCCAUUAAAGUAACGAAAGUUAAGCAUUUGCAAAUAGAAAUUAAUGCUGCCGUUCGAGUGUGUUUUAUCUACGAAAUUUAUUUGUAUAGUUGAUUAUAUCCAGUCUAACGCGCGUAUACUGUACACGAGAGGAUGUGUGUGCGUGUACGUACGUAUAUAUUAUGUGUAUGCAUAUAUGUACAUAUACCUAUAUAUAGAUCGAGUACAGAGAAAACGACGGGGCCGAGGAGUCGAGAGGGGGACUUACCGAAUAAAUAAUAUUAAUAAUAAAAAUAUGCUCG